AUUUUUUCCAAGAAAUAAUUCCAGAAGCAAAUAGCAAAGGCCAUGGCCACAGUUACACCCAUCUCUACACUCAUCCUCAAAAACCCUCCCGUUCACUCCUCAUUAUCCACAACAAAAUCCAACUCUUUUCACCUCAAAGCUUCAUCUUUACAGAUGGAGGGAAGCGAGAUUACUGAGGAAGAACAAGUGGUUGCUCCUCAAAAGAAGAAAAUCUUUGUUGCAGGUGCCACUGGAAGUACUGGGAAGAGGAUUGUGGAGCAGCUGUUGGCUAAGGGCUUCUCGGUGAAGGCCGGAGUUCGCGAUAUGGAUAAGGCCAAAACAACCUUCCCUGGAAACAACCCUAAUCUUCAAUUUAUAAAAACAGAUGUAACCGAGGGUCCAGCAAAACUAGCCGAUGCUAUCAGUGAUGAUUCCGAGGCAGUAAUAUGUGCUACAGGUUUCCAAUAUUCAUGGGAUUUAUUUGCUCCAUGGAAGGUUGAUAAUUUUGGCACUGUAAAUUUGGUUGAUGCCUGUCGCAAGCACGGUGUUAACAGAUUUAUUCUUAUCAGUUCUAUCUUAGUCAAUGGGGCUGCAAUGGGGCAGCUAUUAAACCCGGCUUACAUAUUUCUUAAUGCUUUUGGACUUACUUUAGUUGCAAAGCUUCAAGCUGAGCAAUAUAUCCGGAAAUCUGGUAUCAACUACACAGUUAUUAGGCCUGGGGGAUUAAGAAAUGAUCCACCGAAAGGAAAUGUAAUCAUGGAACCAGAGGACACUCUUUAUGAAGGUUCAAUAUCUCGAGAUCAGGUUGCUGAAGUCGCUGUGGAGGCAUUGCUCCAUCGGGAGUCAUACUACAAAGUAGUUGAGAUUGUUGCUCAGACGGAAGCACCUAAACGUUCAUUUGAGGAGCUCUUUAGUUCCAUCAAAUAACUGUGAUUUAUGUUGGAUGUAUGUAUGCUCUGUCUCUUUGGUUUGUUAUUUCUGCCAAUAGUUAUACUUGAAUUAAAUAUUCACGAAAAUGGCAGUUUAAGCAUUGUAGUGCUACAAAUUUUUUACACCAAAUUUAUGCUUGACACCGGACAAAACAUAUUGAACUCUA
Olea europaea var. sylvestris is the source of this 1075-nucleotide messenger RNA. RefSeq lists its product as uncharacterized. The coding region runs from base 43 to 906 and encodes 287 amino acids. Lineage: Eukaryota; Viridiplantae; Streptophyta; Magnoliopsida; Lamiales; Oleaceae. The transcript has 5 exons. The record is from RefSeq and is a predicted model, not a curated record.